Molecule: messenger RNA, 780 nt
Organism: Fusarium redolens
Lineage: Eukaryota; Fungi; Ascomycota; Sordariomycetes; Hypocreales; Nectriaceae
Exons: 1
Source: RefSeq, a predicted model, not a curated record
AUGGCCGACGAUGAGCGGCCCGGGUUCAAGUUAACAAGGCAGCAGAGUGAUCGCAUAGAUACGUUGGAAGAUGUAAUUAAGGAGCAUAUCGAAGAUCCCGAAGCCAACCCGUUAGACGAGGAUCAGGUGGACAAAUUGACAUUGCAGGUGGUUAUUGCAUUGUUAGACCAUAAGUUAACGGUAGGUGAGUAUCGCAGCGCCAUUAUCAGCGGGUUGGCCGUUUUGGGGAUCCGUAAAGACGGCGGUUGGGUGGAUGUAAUGGAUUACACGCCCAUGUAUUCGGCCAUAAUCAAGGUGGCACGGGCGAUGGUCAUAUACCAGUCGUAUCAGGAGAGGCAGGCCGAGGUAGCACGGUUAAAGCAGGAUGAGCAUUUGGACGAGGAGGACGCCGAGGAGGAGGCGACCAGCAUGUUCCGCAUUGUGCGCGAAAAGGUGCAGAGGUUCAUGACGGUGACAUCCAAGGAGGCAUACGCCGAGUCGACGCCGAUGGAUUGGAUAUACGAGGCACGCACAUACGGCAUGUAUAUUCGGUUCAACACGCCAGCAGGCGGGACCGUCGAUUGGGACGGCGACCGCAUCAAGUACCGAAAGAUACGGUUCCGGAUGGGCGAGUUGACGGAGAUGUUGCACGCAUUGACAAGGGAGGCGAGAGAGCAUUUAGCAACAUUGACGAUGGUGGAUGACGUGGACCAGUUGCCGCGGAUCCCGUGGUUAGCGGUGGAAGACGACCACAGUGAGGAUCGGAUGGGAUAUUCGUUUUUAGCUGAUGAUCGCAACCGC